AUGCCACCUCCAAUAAUGAAGCACUCCAAGACCUGCCCUGGAGUUUCAGCCUAUAUUCUGAGCUCGAAUCCAGAUGUGGAUCUUAAAUCUGCAAUCGGAGUUAGUUCCAUCAUCGCAGCAGAGAACAUCAAAGUCACAAGUGUUAUGGCUCCCUCUUCAGGUUUUGAAAGAAACCAGAAAAACAAAUCCGAUUCAGUCGGAAAAAUUUACCCACUUGCGCCCCUUUUUGCAACUGAAUGUGGUUACACUAUCUCCGAGGAUCCAUUUGGUAACGUUGAUUUACGUGCCUCUGUGAUGGCAUGUCUAGUGGAGAACCAGGGGGAUGAAAUGUUUACACUGACGGUCCAAAUUCAAAUCUCUGCAACCAGUGACAUGACUGCGGCUCAAACAUAUCAACACACCAUGAAGUGCUCAUAUUAUCCUUGGAUGACCAGGGAAAUCCUAUGUGAAAAAAAUUACAUGGAAGUGUCUGUACAAAGGAUUAUACCAGGAAUUGAAGAUGAUUACCAUGAAGACUGGAUAGCAGCCAUUCCAUCAGCCCAAGAAGCUGAAAGUGCAAUAUGGCAAGUUGUAUUUCACCUUCUUGAAGGAAUGAAAACCAUGAUGGUGAAUGAGACAACUGAGCUUGGCUAUAGAAUUGACACAACUGUAGCUCGACUUGUAUUGAGAGCUCCAUACAACACAACAGAAGUUGAGCUGAUGAUGAUCCACGGUGUGUCAGUAUCUUCCAUCAGAUCAACCACCUUCUACAAACAGAAAUGGCUGAUUUUCUUGAUUGAUACAGCUGUAGCCUGUCCUGUUGAUGGCACCACCUUCACACAGAAUGCAAUUACUUGGACAAUUCCAAGAGCAAUUCCUCCACUGAGUCUUGAAAUUGAAAAGUUCUUUGACAAUAGUAUCAUUCUAGGAGUCAACAAUACAAUUCUGGAUCAAACCACAAUAACCAAGAGACACUAUACACUAGAGUAUAAUGAUACAAAUAUUGUUGCUACCAUUCCUGUUGGAGCAGAGGGUGGAUAUUACAAGAGCUAUGUAUCUGAAGGACAGUAUGGUAUCAAAUAUUACAUAGAUCUGAUGAUGCAACAUCAGUGGAAGGACGACACCUGGGAACUGACCAAAUACACAGUGAUUCAUCCAGUUGUUACUCCCUUCAUGCCUCAACCACUCAUUGUGAUCAAUAACACCAUUCCAGAAACACGAGUCUUCAAUGUUACACUUGGAUAUUUUCUUCAAGAUGUAGACCUCAUAACUGUAACUAUAGGCAUGAAAAUAGUUACAGUGGAUCAAGUAGACAAAAUAGGAUUCAAAAUUUAUGAAAUUGCAUUACCUAACAAUACUAAAGCCUACAUAUUGGAAGUUCCCUUUGAUAACAUACAUAUACAGCAAAAGCAUGUACAUUCUGACACUAGACAGUAUAUCAUUGAUGUAAUCUACACUUUGACUGUCCUGCCAGAAAAUGAUACUUUUAUCAAGCAUAUCCAAAUAAUCCAUGAAGUGCAAGAUAUUGUGAUUCCCAAGGCUGUUGCAUCCUGUGAUGCAAAGAAUCUGUAUUUGCUGGUUAACUAUGGAAACUUGAAGGCAUACUGGCUUCCAUUUAUUGGCAAUACACUUAUAACACCAAAAUUUGCAGAUGAAAACAGCUAUGCAUUGAUAGAUAAUGGUACACACAUCCUGUUUGGUAUCCCACACACUGCAGCAGGUGUAAUAACCGAGGAAUUGAAUCUCUAUAGCUUUAAAGCUCGGUUCAACUUGACUUUGAAGUCCAAAAAUACUCCGGGUAUUGAAAUCAACUUUUUUGUGUCCUGCAAAUUUCCUACCGUAGAAUUUAUAGUGUGCUUUCCAAAUGGAACUAUGGCAGUGGUGGCUGUGGUAGAGACGGUACCUGAUUUAGACCCUGGUAAGAUGGUGCUGAAAGAUGGAAAAUGUCACCCACAAGAGUUUGAUCAGGAUAAAGCAUUCUUCCGAUUUAAUGUUGAUAGUUGUGGCACUACUCACAUGAUUAAAGGAAACUACUUGAUUUAUGAGAAUGAAGUUUCAUAUCCAAGAGAAUUGAUACCCGUUGAUUCCCCAGUGAUAACCAGAGACCCUGAAUACCGGUUGACUGUCUCUUGUCAUUAUCAAAUAAAUGAGACCCUGGUUGUUGGGUUUGCCAGAGACUAUAAGAAAAGUUUGAUUGUUUCUGCUCCUGCAGCAACUGACUGGUAUAUUGUGAGAGACGCUUCUUAUCUGGACUUCUACAGAGAAGAUGAAUACCCAGUUGUGAAAUACUGGACUGAUUCACUAUAUUUUGAAGUUGAACUAAGUGACCAAGGCCCCCAAACUGAAUUAUUAUUAGAUCGCUGCUGGAUAACUGAAUCUCCUGAUCAUCAUAGCUUACCGGAGAGGAUUAUAAUUCAGAAUGGGCAAGUAUUGAAAUGAGUGGAUCUUGCUACCUAUUUAUUCUUAGAACUAAACAUUACCUUUCCAUAUU
Molecule: messenger RNA, 2470 nt
Organism: Callorhinchus milii (elephant shark)
Lineage: Eukaryota; Metazoa; Chordata; Chondrichthyes; Chimaeriformes; Callorhinchidae
Exons: 17
Coding region: 1-2418 (805 amino acids)
Source: RefSeq, a predicted model, not a curated record